AUGCUUGGAGUCGCACUCCAUGAAUCAAAUCAAGAUUCUAUAUGGAGUACACCACAACCAGGGGCUCCACCUCCUACUAAGGACACUUUUGAGCUAGGUUUUGGCCCUAACUGGGCUAAGGAGUAUCUGCAGUCUACCUCUGAACAACUCCACUUAGAUGAGCCAGAAGUAAAUCUCACUGAACUAGGAGCGUCAGAGGAGUACUUGGCAGAAAACACAAAGGAUGACAGUGAACUUAAGGCGACUGCAAACGAAAUAUUGAGGACUACUUCUGAAGAUCCAAAAUUUAAUUAUUCAAAGUUUAUGAAGUUUAUGCGCCAAAUAGGAGAAGGUGAAGUAGUCAUUGAAGACAGAGAAGUGCAUGACUUUUCUGAUGACUUCGCCAGUUCUUGGCUUCAGGAGCUGGAAGACUACAAACAAGAAAUUUUUGAUGAGAAGUGGAAAGAAGCCAGUGAUACAAUAGACAGAAGUAUUGGAGCAGGUGACAUACGGAAUGAUGUUUCAAAUCUGAGAAAUGUUUCAUUAACAAAAGAAAAUGAAGACAGUUCUUUUAGUUUACAUCCUUGGACUCAAGAUUAUACGGAAUAUAUAGAUUUUGCCUCCAAUUUGAAUAAGUAUAAGUUUUCGGAAGAAAACCCGAUGACCGAUCUGCCAGAUGCUGUGGCCGAGGGGCAGAAGCGACUGGCAGCUGGUGAUAUCCCUAGCGCUGUCUUGUGUUUUGAGGCGGCAGUGAAAACCGACCCAAGCAACCAACUAGCGUGGCAGCUGUUAGGUGUUACCCAGGCAGAAAACGAACAGGACCCUCAAGCAAUUGCUGCUUUCAAACAGUGUCUGGAGCUGGAUCCAAACAAUUUGACUGCCUUGAUGGGAUUGGCUGUUAGUUACACAAAUGAAAACUUUGAUCAUCAUGCUUGUCGAGCACUGAAGGACUGGCUGCGAGUAAAUCCGAAAUACUCAGAUCUGGUCCCACAAGAUGAUACAUUAAAACUCGGAGGACAGUCUAUGUUAACGACAAUGGAUCUUCAUAAAGAAGUGUGUGAUAAGUUCAUAUCAGCUGCCCGACGCAAUCCUCAGGACAUAGACCCUGAUGUGCAGUGUGGCCUAGGGGUGCUAUUUAACCUGACAAAUGAACAAGAUAAAGCAGUUGAUUGCUUCAAGUCCGCCUUACAAGUUCGCCCCAAUGACUUCACCAUGUGGAACAGGCUGGGAGCGACCUUAGCAAACGGAGGCAGACCAGAAGAGGCUGUGGAUGCUUACCACAAUGCUCUCCAACUUUACCCAGGGUUCAUAAGGGCUCGUUAUAACCUCGGGAUCACUUGUACUCACCUGGGAGCUCACAAAGCGGCUGUAGAACACUUCCUGAGUGCCCUAAACCAGCAGGCAGCAGGACGAGGGGUGCAGGGGGAGAGGUCAAUGGCAAUGUCUGACACCAUCUGGACUACUCUGCGAGUUGUCAUGACCUUCCUGGACCAGCCAGAGCUGGUACAAGCCGUCAAUGACAGGGAUCUUCAAAGAUUAAAUAGAGAAUUCAUUGAAACUGGAGAGCAUCUAAGUUAAUAUUAGAUACUACUCUACUUUAGUACUUCUCAACCUAUACAUUUUCCACGGUAUGUUAGUUUGUUAGCAAACUUAAAAAUUAAGUGAUUUAACUCUAUUUUAAUAGUUCUUUUUAAAAUAACCAGAUACAAUAUUUUAGUGUUUUUUUGUUCGAAAAUGAUUGUUUACAUGUUGAAACUAUUCUUCUUUAGUAGUAUAAGAAACUAGUUAAAGAUCUAAUGUCAUUGCUCAUUGGUUUGUUUUCACGAUUUAAUAUUUGUGUUAAGUGUUUUGUAAAUGGUAGUGUAAAACUUGGAUGUAGUGCAAUAUUAGUAUUUUCAAAUAAAUUCUGGAUGUUUCUCA
Molecule: messenger RNA, 1899 nt
Organism: Homalodisca vitripennis (glassy-winged sharpshooter)
Lineage: Eukaryota; Metazoa; Arthropoda; Insecta; Hemiptera; Cicadellidae
Product: peroxisomal targeting signal 1 receptor-like
Exons: 12
Coding region: 1-1557 (518 amino acids)
Biological process (GO): protein import into peroxisome matrix, docking
Cellular component (GO): cytosol; peroxisomal membrane
Molecular function (GO): protein binding
Source: RefSeq, a predicted model, not a curated record